AUGCCCGCAGUGAUGGACUCAGAUGGUUCAACGAUGAUGCGAUCAGAGCCGGUAUCGUGCGCAACGGACAGCUCACCUACGGAGACGCCUGUUCCGGCGAGUUUACAGAGCAGUAGCGGUCCCAGUGCGUCAGAUAUGCAGUAUUACUACCAAUACUUGUACCCUUUCAAAACCGUGUUCCAAUGGCUCAACCAUUCGCCCAAACCUGGUCGCGAUAUGAGUCAUCGCGAACUCGCAAUGGCGUUCCGGUCCGGUGCGUAUAAGCGAUACAAUUCUUAUGCGACCGCACAAGAGUUUAAGACCCAAAUCCAGCGUGCCAACCCGGACCGGUUUGAAAUCGGUGCCGUCUACAACAAGCCUCCGAAGGACAGAGACUCCAUUUUAAAGACUGAGAUGAAACCGCUUGAAAAAGAGAUCGUCUUUGAUAUUGAUAUGGAUGACUACGACGCGUACCGGACGUGUUGUUCGGGCGCAAACGUGUGUUCCAGAUGCUGGAAAUUUAUCUCUGUGGCCAUGCGUAUCAUCAACGUGGCCCUUGUAGAGGAUUUCGGGUUUGAAGAUUUCAUAUGGGUUUUUUCCGGAAGAAGAGGUGCUCAUUGUUGGGUCAGUGAUGUGCGUGCCCGUGUUUUGAACGAUUUCCAGCGCAGACAGUUACUAGAUUAUAUGAACGUUUUGAGGCAGCGAAACGCAGACAAAAGGUUGAACUUGAAGCGGCCUUACCAUCCGCAUCUGGCUCGAUCUUUAGAGCUUUUGAAGCCCUUUUUCGUUGACGUCAUCUUGAGAGAGCAGGAUCCUUGGCAAAACGACGAGACUGCGGCUCAGUCUCUACUCUCAGGAUUUCACGACAAGCAGUUAAUCGAACUUUUGAAAAAGCACUGGAAAUCUGAUCCUGGUAGGUCAAGCGAGGAUAAAUGGAACGACAUAGAUGUAGUGGCGUCUCAAAUCAAGCAUACGUCGUCUCUUAAAAAACAGGACUUCUUUAUCAGACUACGAGAAUGUAAAGAGGACCUUGUGAUGGCAACGCUGUACCCAAAAUUAGAUGUAGAAGUCACGAAACAGACUAUCCACUUACUGAAGGCGCCUUUUUGCAUACAUCCUGCUACGGGCAAUGUUUGUGUACCGAUUACAGAAGGUUUCAAGCCUUCAGAUGCUCCGAAACUGUUUGUUCUGGAGCAAGAAAUGGAAGCGAACGGCAACAACGUCGAAGCGACCUCUUUAGAGCCCUAUUUGAAGCAGUUCUCUACGUUUGUUAAUGCACUCAUGAAAAAGGAGAUUUUCUCGAAGAAGAGGAACCGUGAGGACGACCAAGAUCUCGAAUUUUAG
Molecule: messenger RNA, 1323 nt
Organism: Lachancea mirantina
Lineage: Eukaryota; Fungi; Ascomycota; Saccharomycetes; Saccharomycetales; Saccharomycetaceae
Source: the annotation of a GenBank genome assembly